UUAUGCAAAAUAUGAAGAGUAACGGUCAGACGGCGUCGUUGCAAAGCCCUUUCUCCAGUUCCACUCUCCGAUCGAAAACUUGGCCAAAAAGACAGAAAAGGAUCAAAAAUAGCUUUGCCAGUCUCUGAAUAAUCACUCACUCAAUUUCUCUAUCGCUCGCAGCUUCAUACGCAAGCCAGUCUCUCAAAACGUCAGGUUUUAUUGCGAGUAGAUCAUGUGGACUAACCCUAGAUUUCUUCUUAUGUGAUAUAAAAUGUCUCGAAGAUAUGAUAGCCGCACAACAAUCUUCUCCCCUGAAGGUCGUCUAUACCAAGUAGAGUAUGCAAUGGAGGCCAUUGGAAAUGCAGGAACUGCAAUUGGGAUAUUGUCUAAAGAGGGGGUUGUCUUGGUUGGUGAAAAGAAGGUGACUUCUAAACUUCUUCAGACUUCAACAUCAACUGAGAAGAUGUACAAGAUUGAUGACCAUGUAGCUUGUGCUGUGGCUGGCAUAAUGUCUGAUGCCAACAUCCUUAUCAACAUGGCUAGAGUUCAAGCCCAGCGCUAUACUUAUGCCUACCAGGAGCCAAUGCCUGUUGAACAGCUUGUGCAAUCUCUUUGUGAUACCAAGCAAGGUUACACGCAGUUUGGUGGGCUCCGCCCAUUUGGUGUCUCAUUUCUCUUUGCAGGUUGGGAUAAAAAUUUUGGUUUCCAGCUUUUCAUGAGUGAUCCUAGUGGAAACUAUGGUGGUUGGAAGGCUGCAGCCAUUGGAGCAAACAACCAGGCAGCACAGUCAAUGUUGAAGCAGGACUACAAGGAUGAUAUUACAAGAGAAGAGGCAGUUCAGCUGGCACUAAAGGUGCUCAGCAAGACAAUGGAUAGUACCAGUCUUACUUCUGAUAAGCUUGAAUUGGCUGAGGUCUUCGUCCUCCCCUCUGGAGAAGUGAAGUACCAGGUUCGUUCACCAGACUCCUUGAGCAAGUUAUUAGUGAAGUUUGGAGUGACUCAAGCUCCUGCUGAGGCUUCUUAAGUUACUGCACUUUUAUUUUAGAUGUUGUUUUGAGGAGUAAUUUGGCAUAUGUAUGUCAAAUUAUGUGCUUGAUGCAACUUUUUCCAAAAGAUAUUAUUUGCCUUAAUGGACCAUAUUAAUAUUUAUGCCCGUGUGUUGGACUUGGUGUAUAAGGAUCAUUCUUGUUGAUAUCUAGAUCUGAAGGCAUUUCUGUGGAGCAAAUGGUAUUUCUUAGGCAGUUGCUCUCUUCUUUGAGUUCAUCCUUUAGUUCACUUUGAGAAUUGAGUAAUGUUUUUACUAAUUUACUCGUAUUUUAGCUGCAUUUGGUAAUUUCACUAAAAAUUCCUGUCA
Molecule: messenger RNA, 1336 nt
Organism: Hevea brasiliensis (rubber tree)
Lineage: Eukaryota; Viridiplantae; Streptophyta; Magnoliopsida; Malpighiales; Euphorbiaceae
Product: proteasome subunit alpha type-4
Exons: 3
Coding region: 254-1006 (250 amino acids)
Biological process (GO): ubiquitin-dependent protein catabolic process
Cellular component (GO): cytosol; proteasome core complex, alpha-subunit complex; nucleus
Source: RefSeq, a predicted model, not a curated record